Molecule: messenger RNA, 7736 nt
Organism: Oncorhynchus nerka (sockeye salmon)
Lineage: Eukaryota; Metazoa; Chordata; Actinopteri; Salmoniformes; Salmonidae
Product: WD repeat and SOCS box-containing protein 1-like
Exons: 9
Coding region: 289-1557 (422 amino acids)
Biological process (GO): protein polyubiquitination; intracellular signal transduction
Molecular function (GO): protein binding
Source: RefSeq, a predicted model, not a curated record
UCUAGUCUACGCCUCAGCCAUUGUAUUUCGCCGUUGUCUCUAUUCAGUGGUGUGCUGUAACUCAGUAAUUUCGUCGAUUUUAAUAAACGCAGAUUGUAGACUUCCAGCUGAAUUUAUCAAAACCUAGUCUGCACACGGAUUGCAAAGAAGAUAUUUAGAAAAAUAUUAGAUUUUUUGGGCUCACGCGAUAUUAAAAUUAGCAGCAGGCUACCUUUUUAGUUUAUUUCCCCAAAAAACCUUUGUUAUUAAACCAAUAGGCAUUUCUCCACGGAUCCGGUUUCUAUUUAGAUGGCAAGCUUCCCAGGUUCUGUAAAUGAAAAUGAAAUAGGUAAGGCUAAGUUCAUCGGUGAACUCUUAGUGCCUGUUGCUCCCUUUGACCAGAAGUCUGGGCGAGAGACCUGGACUGUAGCCUUUGCACCUGAUGGUUCUUACUUCGCUUGGUCUCAAGGGCAUCGCAUCGUGAGGCUCGUUCCCUGGUCAAAAUGCCUGAAGAAUUUUGGUGGGGAAGGCUCCAACAGAGCAGGCACUCAGCGUUUGUCGCGGCAGGACAGCGAGGGGGGAACAGUGGUGCCAGUGGGCGAGCCCAGGGAGCACACCAUCGACUGCGGUGACAUUGUGUGGGGCCUGGCCUUCGGCUCGUCAGUCCCAGAGAAGCAGAGUCGCUGCGUCAACAUCGAGUGGCACCGCUUCAAGUUCGGUCAGGACCAGCUGCUGCUUGCCACGGGCCUCAACAACGGACGCAUCAAGAUCUGGGAUGUCUAUACUGGAAAGCUGUUGCUGAAUCUCAUGGACCAUACAGAUAUAGUGCGAGACCUGACUUUCGCCCCUGACGGCAGCCUCAUGCUGGUAUCGGCAUCCAGAGACAAAACCCUGCGGGUCUGGGACCUGAAAGAUGACGGUAACAUGGUGAAAGUGUUGCGGAGUCAUCAGAACUGGGUCUAUUGCAGCGCAUUCUCACCAGACUCCUCAGUCCUCUGCUCUGUUGGAGCCGGUAAAUCGGUGUUCCUUUGGGAUAUGGAUAAAUAUUCCCUGAUCCGGAAGCUGGAGGGUCACCAUAACGAUGUGGUGUCCUGUGAGUUCUCUCCCGACGGAGCCUUGCUCGCCACCGCCUCCUACGACACCCGUGUCAUCAUCUGGGACCCCCACAUGGGCACUGUGCUGCUUGAGCUAGCGCACCUCUUCCCCCCCCCCUCGCCCAUCUUUGCUGGAGGGGCCAACGAUCGCUGGGUACGCUCUGUAGCGUUCUGUCACGACGGGCGUCACAUUGCCAGCAUCACUGACGACCGAAUGGUGCGUUUCUGGACAAUUGAUGAGACUUCUCCCCAGGCCAUCGCCCCCCUCACUAACGGCCUCUGCUGUGCGUUCUCUACUGACGGGAGUUUCCUAGCAGCUGGGUCUCGAGACGGCAGCGUGCAUUUCUGGGCGUGCCCAAAGAGCAUUGCCAGCCUGCAGCACCUGUGUCGCAUGGCACUACGACGGGUCAUGUCCACCCAGCAGGUGCAGACGCUGCCUAUCCCGUCCCGCAUACGCUCCUACCUGUCUUACCAAGAUCUCUAGCCCUCCACAUUCACCCUCACUGCCCAACACAGCAUGCUGGAAACCAAUGAAUAUUACCUUCCUAGAAAAAACACCCAGGAAAAAUACCUAAAAAAUAACCGAAGAGGAAAACUUGAUUGACAAACUAACUGUUCUGUGACAAGAGACAUUUUGGGGUAUUUAUUUUUGUAGGUUUACUUCCGUGUGUGCGUGCCAUGGCCCCCCUCAGGGAGCGUGGUUGAAUGGUUAAGUUAUUUCAGUGGCCUGUCUCAGCGUAAGAUGGCCUUACCAUAUGUCACCUCUGGAUAAUUCUACAUUAUUCCUCCAAUAGACUUUUUUGCUGCUGAUCAUUUGCCUGGUGGUGGUGGAAUCAAUAUUGAUGUGCUGUCUCUCAACCUUCUCCGACUUGGAAGCAGAGAAACCAUGCAACUCCACUGACUUUACUGUACGGACUACUAAGGUUGCAAAAUUCUGGGAACUUUCAAUAAAUUCUCUGGUUAUCCCAAAAUCCAGUUUGGAGGAAAUCUGGAAUCCGGAGGGAAUAAGGAGGAAAUCCGGAAUCCUCCAACCAGGAUUUUGCAACUCUACUAACGACUGAGUGAGAGGAUGGAGGGUUCGUCCCAACGCUUUCAGUGCUUCAGAGACGGGCAUGAGGGUGUGUGUGUGUGGAAGCCAGGGGAGUCAAACUCAUUUUGCCACAUGGGUCUUCGCCGAGGUCUGCAGGGCUGCAAGUACAAUUGAUUAUAUUUCCUCUGUCAGAAUGUGUUUGUUUUUUUAAGUCCUCUUUCCAUCGCUUUUGGAAUUUUCGAUUCUCCUUGACUGUCUAGCUUUCAUUUCGAUUGCCUUUUAGAAAGCUGGACAUAGUGAGGUUACACCGUUUUGUUUUGGUAAUUUCAAUAUCAAUUGAGAUUGUUUUCCAUUUUGCUUUAAAUGGAAAACAAUCUGAAAGUGAAUGACUGCUGAUAAGAUUUGACCUUCUGCUGCAACGGGCUGCUGGAUCCCUCCCUCCGUUUUCUGCUACCCUAGAUUUCAUUUUUAUUUUUUUUUACCUUUAUUUAACCAGGCAAGUCAGUUAAGAACACAUUCUUAUUUUCAAUGACGGCCUGGGAACAGUGGGUUAACUGCCUGUUCAGGGGCAGAACGACAGAUUUGUACCUUGUCAGCUCGGGGGUUUGAACUCGCAACCUUCCGGUUACUAGUCCAACGCUCUAACCACUAGGCUACGCUGCCGCCCCUCAGAUCUCCUCAGGUCUUAACCCUUACUCCCUCGCAUGCCCAGGUGCUCAACGUGCUUUCCUUUCCACACAUCCUGCCUCACUCACGCCCAGGAGGGCAAAGACUGCCUGUAGCCUACACUGUCUCAUCUCGGUCUCAAAACAAUAGCAACUCAUGGUCUGACCUGUUUCGUUCUCAUUUUUUACCUGGGGGGAAAAAAAUCUGUAUAGACAAUUGAUUGUGUGUGUGUGUGUGUGUGUGUGUGUGUGUACUGUGUACAGUGGCUUGUGAAAGUAUUCGCCCCCUUGGCAUUUUCCCUAUUUUGUUGCCUUACAACCUUGAAUUAAAAUGUAUUUUUGGGGAUUUAUCAUUUGAUUUACACAACAUGCCUAACACUUUGAAGAUGCUAAAUGUGUUUUAUUGUGAAACACACCAGCAAUAAGAUAAACAGAACUCGAGCGUGCAUUACGCCCCCAAAGUCAAUACUUUGUAGAGUCACCUUUUGCUGCAAUUACAGCUGCAAGUCUCUUGGGGUAUGUCUCUAUAAGCUUGGCACAUCUAACCACUGGGAUUUUUGCCCAUUUUCAAGGCUAAACUGCUCAAGCUCCUUCAAGUUGGAUGGGUUCCACUGGUGUACAGCAAUCUUUAAGUCAUUCCACAGAUUCUCAAAUAGAUUGAGGUGUAGGCUUUGACAAGGCCAUCCCAAGACAUUUAAAUGUUUCCUCUUAAACCACUGAAGUGUUGCUUAAGCCGUAUGCUUAGGGUCAUUGUCCUGCUGGAAGGUGAACCUCCGUCCCAGUCUCAAAUCUCUGGAAGACUGAAACCGCUUUCCCUCAAGAAUUCCCCUGUAUUUAGCGCCAUCUGUCAUUCCUUCAAUUCUGACCAGUUUCCCAGUCCCUGCCGAUGGAAAAACAUCCCCACAGCAUGAUGCUGCCACCACCAUGGAUAGGGUUCUCAGGGUGAUGAGAGGUGUUGGGUUUGCGCUAGACAUAGCAUUUUCUUUGGUGGCCAAAAAGCUCAAUUUUAGUCUCAUCUGACCAGAGUUCCUUCUUCCAUUUAUGUUUGGGGAGUCUCCCCAUGUCUUUUGGCGAACACCAAACGUGUUUGCUUAUAUAUUUUUUUCUUUAAGCAAUGGCUUUUUUCUGGACACUCUUCCGUAAAGCCCAGCUCGGUGGAGUGUACGGCUUAAAGUGGUCCUAUGGACAGAUACUCCAAUCUCCGCUGUGGCGCUUUGCAGGGUCAUCUUUGGCCUCCUUGUUGCAUUUCUGAUUAAUGCUCUCCUUGCCUGGUUAGUGAGUUUGAGGGCGGCCCUCUCUUGGCAGGUUUGUUGUGGUGCCAUAUUCUUUCCAUUUAAAAACAAAAAGAAGGAUUUAAUGGUGCUCCGUGGGAUGUUCAAAGUUUCGGAUAUUUUUUUAUAGCCCAACCCUGAUCUGUACUUCUCCAACUUUGUCCCUGACCUGUUUGGAGAGCUCCUUGGUCCUCAUGGUGCCAAUUGCUUAGUGGUGUUGCAGACUGGGGCCUUUCAGAACAGGUGUAUGUGUACGUAUACAUACAUGCAUACAUACAUACAUACAUACAUACACACACACACACCUGUUCUGAAAGGCCCCAGAGUCUGCAACACCACUUAGAUUGCACACAGGUGGACUUUAUUGAACUAAUUGUGACUUAAGGUAAUUGGUUGCACCAGAUCUUAUUUAGGGGCUUCAUAGCAAAGUGGUUGAAUACAUAUUCACACACCACUUUCCUGUUUUUAAAUCUUUAGAAUUUUUAGAAUUUUUUUUUUUUACUUCACCAAUUUCGACUAUUUUGUAUGUCCAUUUACAUGACAUCCAAAUAAAAUCAAUUCAAAUUACUGGUUGUUAUGCAACAAAAUAGGAAAAAAGCCAAGGGGGAUGAAUCUUUUUGCAAGGCACUCUACAUGCAGUACUAGUCAAAAGUUUGGACACACCUCAUUCAAGGUUUUUCUUUAUUUUUUAUAUUUUCUACAUUGUAGAAUAAUAGUGAAGACAUCAACUAUGAAAUAACACACAUGGAAUCAUGUAGUAACAAAAUAAGUGUUAAACAAAUCAAACUAUAGUUUAUAUUUGAGAUUCUUCAAAUAUAGCUUUGCACAAUUGGCAUUCUCUCAACCAGCUUCACCUAGAAUGCUUUCCAACAGUCUUGAAGGAGUUCCCACAUGCUGAGCAGUUGUUGGCUGCUUUUCCUUCACUCUGCGGUCCAACUCAUCCCAAACCAUCUCAAUUGGGUUGAGGUCGGGUGAUUGUGGUGGCCAGGUCAUCUGAUGCAGCACUCCAUCACUCUUGGUCAAAUAGCUCUUACACAGCCUGGAGGUGUGUUGGAUCAUUGUCCUGUUGAAAAACAAAUGACAAUCCCACUAAGUGCAUACAAGAUGGGAUGGCUACAGAAUGCUGCAGAAUGCUGUGGUAGCCAUGCUGGUUAAGUGUGCCUUGAAUUCUAAAUAAAUCACUGACAGUGUCAACAGCAAAGCACCCCCAGACCAUCACACCUCCAUGCUUUAUGGUGGGAACUACAUAUGCGGAGAUCAUCCGUUCACCUACUGUGUCUCAGAAAGACACGGCGGUUGGAACCAAAAAUCUACAAUUUGGACUCAUCAGACCUAAGGACAGAUUUCCACCGGUCUAAUGUCCAUUGCUCACGUUUCUUGGCCCAAGCAAGUCUCUUCUUAUCGGUGUCCUUUUAGUGGUUUCUUUGCAGCAAUUCGACCAUAAAGGCCUGAUUCACGCAAUCUCCUCUGAACAGUUGAUGUGUUCGUUACUUUUACUCGGUGAGGCAUUUAUUUGGGCUACCAUUUCUGUGGCUGGUAACUCUAAUGAACUUAUCCUCUGCAGCAGAGGUAACUCUGGGUCUUCCUUUCCUGUGGCGGUCCUCAUGAGAGCCAGUUUCAUCAUAGCUCUUGAUGGUUUUUGCUACUGCACUUGAAGAAACUUUCAAGGUUCUUUAAAUUUCCUGGAUUGACUGACCUUCAUGUCUUAAAGUAAUGAUGGACUGUCAUUUCUCUUUGCUUAUUUGAGCUGUUAUUGCCAUAAUAUGGACUUGGUCUUUUACCAAAUAGGGCCAUCUUCUGUAUACCACCCCUACCUUGUCACAAUACAACUGUGACAAGUGACCUUUUAACAAGGCACACCUGUUAAUUGAAAAGGUGAAAACCUCAUGAAGCUGGUGGAGAGAAUGUGAAGAGUGUGCCAAGCUGUUUUCAAGGGUGGCUACUUUGAAGAAUCUCAAAAAACACUUAUUUGGUUGCUACAUGAUUCCAUAUGUGUUAUUUCAUAGUUUUGAUGUCUUCACUAUUAUUGUACAAUGUAGAAAAUAGUACAAAUAAAUUAAAACCCUUGAAUGAGUAGGUGUGUCCAAACGUUUGACUGGCACUGUUGUGUGUGUGUGUAUAUAUAUAUCAGUAUAUGAACAUAUCAGAGGAUGUAGUAUGCUUUUUACUUUUCUUUUUUAUUCUUAUAACGUUACUGUUGUAAACAUUUUUUCCCUCUACAUUAUUUUCUCUCAUUUUAAUGUGAAGACCUGUAUAUGAAUUAAUGACACAAUCUCUUAUUGUAGAGACCAGGGUGUAGUCUGCUCCUUCAGAAGUGGUAAAACGGAGACGGUGAAUUUCUAGUGUGCCCUAGGACUUACAGAAAAAGCCUUAAAGGCGGUUGCCAUCUGUAUUAAUGACUGUCUGAAACCCAUGUUCAGUACAAACCUCUCUUUUCUCCUGUGCUAUGCUGCACAACUCUAAAGUGGAGUUCCUAAAUGUAAGAAAUAACCUAUAGGGGAGAGUAAUACAAGAUCAUCUUCUGAAAAUAAGUCAUCUUCACAGUUGCCAUCUGUAGCAUGGGAUCUUUAUUGAUUGUGACAAGCCUUUGAAGCCUUACUGUUAUGCAGGCAUUUGAUAGUAAAUAUUAAACUGGGUAAAAAAAGAGAAUUAUUUUCAGACAAUGUUGAGAAGGGCCAAAUGAAAAAGUAUUAAUGUUCUACUUUUUGUAUUUUGUCUAUGUUGACCUAGGUAGUGGAUACAGGCCUGCUGUUAAUCUUGGCAAUACGUUUUCUAAAGUCAACGGUGAUGCCAAAGGUCUCUCUUUCUCGUUUUGUUGUCUGUUCUUGUCAGUCUGACUUUUCUCUCACAUUGCUAAAACUUGAAACUCUUGUGCAUCUGUGAAUUUUAUUUAAUUUAUUCUGAUUUUAUUUCUCCUCUUAGUAAAGCUGUAAGGUUGUUGUCUUCAGUAACCGGUUGGGUUUGUGUGUUUAGUAAAGCCUUUGCUGAUAGAGCUAGAGGAGGUGAAUGAAUCAAAAGCGCUGGGUUCUCACCAGUGUUGGGGAGUAUUAAACUAGAUGUAGUUCAACUAGUAAUUUAACUACAUUUUGUAGUAGCUCGGCGCUAAUAUACUUCAACUCUAGGUAGGGUUUUCACUCGUGAAUAAACUACUACUGGAACAACACACUAUUUUGGAAAAAGAAAACAUGGAUGUUGUCUAUUUUUUCGGCAUCAGACCUGCCUAAUUCUCACUUCAAAUAAUUGUUUUUAAUAGGCUGUUAACCCCAAAGGGAUCUGUCUUGCAAUUUAUAGUCUUGACAUUUCAGAUUUACAUAUUUUUUUAUCAAAGUAGUUUGAUGUCGUGAACUACUUUUUCAAAGUAACUAGUUAAGUAAACUAUAUUUUUUUCAAAGGGUGACCUUUAGUGUAGUUGAACUUGUUUCAGUGUGAAGUAAUUGGUAGCUUGGUAAACUAUCUUUUCAGAGUAGUGUCCCCAACACUAGUUCUAUUCCACUUUGGGAACACACUAUUCGACAAGUGUGUUCCCAAAAUGAUUGAAAGGGUUUUGGUAUCCUCCAACCAUUGCAAUGUUAAAGAAGCUCCAAUCAAUGUUGAAUAUAUUGAAAUGAAUGUAGUUUCUUUUUUUUCUGGUCUGUUUCAUGUAUGUAAUUUUUGCAUUUAUAGUUUGAAUAAAAUAUAUUUUUGAAAAACAGAAUAA